This is a messenger RNA of Protopolystoma xenopodis, 288 nucleotides long. Lineage: Eukaryota; Metazoa; Platyhelminthes; Monogenea; Polystomatidea; Polystomatidae. The record is from the annotation of a GenBank genome assembly.
AUGUUGCUUGUAUUCCACGAGGACCUCAAUGGUUUGGUACCAAAUUUGAAGGAAACUGGUCGGCAUUUGUGCGAUUGUGGCACUUUUUUUUUGUCAGCCUGUCGAGUGACGGCUCUUCUUCACGCUCUCUCUUCCCACCAACAGAUCCAAUGUUCCACGGACGGAGCGCUCUGCUUUUGCGUGAAGCGAUUCUCCGGAGCAGCCGUGGCCAACACGCAUCGCUGGGCGCCGGAGCGACCCGACUGCCGAUUAGGUAAGCCCGAAGACGGCCUCGAAUGGUCGCAAUGA